AUGCCCAGCGUACCACUCACGAAGUUGCUGGGGCGACUGGGCCUCACGGGAACGCGGCUACUGCUGCCGCUGGCUACCGCCAAAGCCUCCAUGCUGCGCGGCUCCACCCCGACCAGCACCACCACCGCCGCCACCCCCACUGCCGCUGCCGCUGCCUCCACCACCUCCACCGCCGCCACCGACGCCCCCACUCCCGCCACCACCCCCACCUCCACCCCCACCCCCUCCGCCUCCUCCACCGCCACCACCGCCGCUCCCGCCGUCCCCUCCACCACCGUUGAUCCCCUUGCCCUUGCCGCUGCGGCGCCUCCCACUAGGAGCAGACUUAGCCCCGACCUACUCGGUGCUAACGAGGUCGACAGCAGCAGUAGAAGCAACGGAGGGCAAAAGGGGAACGGGGGAACACCCCUCAAAGAAAGGGGUGCGAGGGUCGCCGCGAGAAGCUCCUACAGCGACUAUGCUAGUCUCAGCUGCAGUGAGGCGCUCCUCGAGCAGGUUGACAGUGAGCUCGGUGGGGCAAAGGGAGAGAAAGUGUCUCACAGGCAAUCGCUGCCCGCAUCCCUGCACAUUCAUCCCCCUGCUGCGGGAACACCACCCGCCAUGUUUCUCCGCCUCUCCCCCGCCACACCGCGAAUGCCCCUCUGCAUUCCCCAACCCGCUGCACCGCCCCUGUCCGGGCGCGCGCCUGUCGCGUAUGGGCCGCGCGCCGCAGCGGAGGAGAGGGCAGGCGGGGAAACCGCGAAAUGGGAGGCGAGCGCGGAGAAUGCGAGCGCUGGCGGCGGCGGCGUCAUCGACCUGAAGCGUUGGAUGGAGCAGCGGGUGCGCGCCACGGGCAUCGAGCCCUUCCCGUCGCUGCACGGCGCGUUCCCCCCGCCCUUGAGCGCGCACUCCCCCGAAUCUCCCCCCGAGUACCUCGACUCAGGGUGGAUCAGAGAACCGCCCAGCGGCAGAGAGGGCAGGGAGGGGAAGGAGGGGAGAGAGGUUAGGCAGGGGAGAGUGGGCAGAGAGGGCAAGGAGGGCAAGGAGGGGAAGGAGGGGAGGCAGGCGAAGGGAGCAAAGGAGGCGAGGGAGCUCCCUGCGAGACCGCAGGUGGCGAAGAGGGCGGGGCGCGGGGCGAGCAGCAAGUUCGCGCGGCUGUCGCACGCGGAGUGGGAGGCGCAGGCCAUGGCCAUGGUGGCGCAGAAGAAGCGCCUCCUGCUCGCCGCGCGCUCCCGGGACGAGCGGGGGGGCGCGGGGAAGGAGCGGGAGAAGAAGGACAGGCGCGCUGCAGGCGGCGGGAAGGAGGCGGGCAGUGGGGUGGCGGGGAGGGCAAGUGGCGCGGGCGGAGCGCGCGAAAGGGAGGGCGGUUCGCGCCACGUGCAGCUGCUGCCGCCGCCGCAGCUGUCAGCGCGGCCUGCGGGGGAAGAUGGGGGGGAGAGUGAGGUGGAGGGUGGGCGGGGCGAGAGCAGCGCAGCCGCCACUCCCCGCCCAUCCGCACUCCCCCUCCCCCAGCACCUCGUUUCGAGCGCCGCUGCCCCCCCGCUGUCCCCCGCAGGCAGCAGGGAAGCGGCAGAGGAGGGGAGGCUGUUAGGGGGAGGCGCAGGAGGGGCGAGAGGGGAAGGGACGGGGGAAGGGAUGGUGGGCGAGGCGGGGGAGAGGGAUGAGGAGCAAGGCGAGAGCAGCAGCAUGGUCCAUGUGUGGGCAGGCGGGCAUCGGCUGCGGGACUGGCAGGGACGCAGCGGUGCGAGGGGCGACGAGGAGGGCCAUGCACGCAGGAGUGAGGGGAUGAGUGACGGCGGUAGUGGGGAGUCGAGUGGCGGCAUGACAAGCAGCAGCGAGGGCGAGGGGUGGCAUGCGUCCGCCUUGAUGCAGCUGGGUGGUGUGGCGGGUGGGGCCGUGCGGGUGACGGAGCCGGCGUCGAGGAGGGAGGCGGUGCGGAGGGGGCGGCAGGCGGCGCUGGUGGCGUGUCUGCUGGAGGAGGGCUUCCGCCCGCCCGACCUGCUGCGCUUCGCCUCCACCCGCCGCGCCUUGCUCACUACGUCCCCCACUCUGGCACGGGAGCGCAUGGCCUAUCUGCGGGCCAUCGGGCUGCCAGCCGCUGAUGUGCCGCGCCUCGUAGCGCGCUGCCCCAAGCUGCUCACCUACCGCGUCGACACGCGCAUGGCGCCACGUGUCGACUUCCUAAUGGCCCUUGGCGUGCCACCAGACCGCGUGGCACGUGUGAUCCAGCUGGCACCCGGCAUCUUCGAGUGCAGUGUGGACCGUGCCAUCCGCCCGCGCAUCCGCUUCCUACAGAAUGCGCUGCAGCUGAGCGACGAGGACGUGGUGAAGGUGGUGCUGCGCAGCCCGCAGGUGCUCACUCAGAGCGUGCAGAGCGGCCUCGUGCCACGCCUCCACUACUUCCUGCACGACCUCGCGCUGCCCCUUCCCUCCCUCGCUUCCAUGGUCGUGCGGCAUCCCACCAUGCAUCCCACCAUGCACCCCACCAUGCAUCCCACCAUGCGUCACACCAUUCGUCUCACCAUGCAUCUCACCAUGCUUGUCAUGCCCACCCACCCCCGCUCUUCCCCCAGCCAUCCACAGCUGCUGCACUACUCAUUGGACGACGCCGUGCGCCCGCGGGUGGCAUUCCUCAGAAGCAUCGGCCUCUCCAGCCGGGAUGUCGCACACGUGCUCUUCCGCCUGCCCCAGGUGUGCUCUUCCGCCUGCCCCAGGUGUGCUCUUCCGCCUGCCCCAGGUGUGCUCUUCCGCCUGCCCCAGAUUCUCUCCCUCUCAGUGCCCAACUGCCUGGCGCCCAAGUACGACUACCUCAUCCACCACCUGGGCGGCUCGCCCAACUCCAUAGUCUCCUUCCCCGCCUACUUCUCCCUCUCCCUGCACGCCCGCAUCCGCCCGCGCCACCUCUUCUACCUGCAUUGCAGAGCCGCCUCCGCUCCCACCGAUGCCCCUCCUCAGCUGCUGUCUUCUCUUUCCUUGCCACCUGCCCACGACCCUUCCGCCUCACCCCGUGCUGCCACCUCUUCAUCUCCUGCCACUCCCACCUCCCUUCCCGCGCUGCCACUGCCCACAGACGCGUCUCUCAUGCCACCACCGCCGGCCCCGCACCCAGCCCAACCCGCCCACCCCUUCGCCUUUCUCUCAUCCGCCCGGCCCUUCUCGGAGCCCUCCUCUCCGCCUCCUCCACCCCAAGCGCCGCUGCCGUCCACAGCCUUCCCGCUGAGCCUGCUGACCCCCACGGACGAGGCCUUCUGCAGGCGCCUGGGGCUGCCCAACGACCGCGAGUACCAGGCCUUCAAACUCGCCCUCACCUCCUCUGCUGCUCCUACGCCUCAGGCAACUCAGGCUCCACUCGUGCAUGCUUCUGCUGCACUGCUGUCUGCAGAAGUUCAACCGGCAGCAGGGGUGUUGAGGAGAGGGAAAGGAGGGCCAGUCUCACAUCUGACAUCACCUGCCGGAGGAGAAAGCACAAGAGAAUCGACGGUCCAAGGGAGUUGA
Molecule: messenger RNA, 3474 nt
Organism: Closterium sp. NIES-65
Lineage: Eukaryota; Viridiplantae; Streptophyta; Zygnematophyceae; Desmidiales; Closteriaceae
Source: the annotation of a GenBank genome assembly